Molecule: messenger RNA, 1248 nt
Organism: Pyrgilauda ruficollis (rufous-necked snowfinch)
Lineage: Eukaryota; Metazoa; Chordata; Aves; Passeriformes; Passeridae
Gene: GLOD4
Product: glyoxalase domain containing 4
Exons: 8
Coding region: 193-921 (242 amino acids)
Source: RefSeq, a predicted model, not a curated record
GCCUGCCCUGACCCCGCUCCCUCCCACUUCCCCGGCCUGGGGAAGGCGUUCCGGGCUGGAGCGAGGGGAUCCUCGGGGUCCCCUCCCGAGCCAGAGCGCGCUGUGGCCCUGCAGGUGCUGCGGCACGAGGAGUUCGAGGAGGGCUGCAAGGCCACCUGCAACGGCCCUUAUGAUGGAAAAUGGAGCAAGACCAUGGUGGGCUAUGGACCAGAGGACAAUCACUUUGUGGUAGAGCUGACUUACAAUUAUGGCAUUGGAGAAUAUCGCCUGGGCAACGACUUCCUGGGCAUCACUCUGGUGUCCAGCCAGGCUGUGAGCAAUGCCAAGAAGAUGGGGUGGCCCCUCAAAGAGGUCACCUCUGGUGUCUUUGAAGCUGAAGCCCCAGGAGGAUACAAGUUCUACCUGGAAGACAAGGAACAGCUCAAGCAAGAUCCCGUGUGGAAGGUAACCCUGGGUGUCUCAAACCUGCAGAAGUCUGUGAGCUACUGGUCUGGUUUGCUUGGGAUGAAAAUAUAUGAGAAGGAUGAGGAGAAGCAAAGGGCUUUGCUGGGCUACGCUGACAACCAGUGCAAGCUGGAGCUGAGGGCUGUUGGAGGAGCAGUGGAUCACGGGACAGCGUUCGGCCGCAUCGCCUUCUCCUGCGCCAAGGACGAGCUGCCAAGCAUUGAAGCCCUGAUGAAAAAGGAGAAUCAGAAGAUUCUGACGCCCCUGGUCAGCUUGGACACGCCAGGCAAAGCCACGGUGCACGUGGUUAUUCUGGCUGAUCCUGAUGGCCAUGAAGUCUGUUUUGUGGGAGAUGAAGCGUUCAGAGAGCUGUCCCAGGUGGAUCCUAACGGUGACAAGCUGUUGGAUGACGCCAUGGCUGCAGACAGCAGUGACAAGUGGUUUGCUGAGCACAACAGAAAGAAGAUUUCAGCUUAGCUGGGAGAGGAGGAAUGGACUGGGCUGCUCCUCCGUGCCUUGGAGCUCUUCCCAGAAAAUGCCAAUCCUGCUUCAAGUGCUGCCUUCCCAAUCAGAAGGUGCUGGGAUGUCCCGUGGUGGUUUAUUUUUUGGGUUGAUUUGAGCUGUUGUCUCUGGAUUUCAGCUGCUCUCUGCCUUUUUCACAUCUCCUCCUUCCAAAAGACAGCAGCAAAGGAGCAGCUUGGCUUCAAAAGCAGGGAUCAGGAAAACCUCACAUUUCUGUGGUGUUGUACUUGAAAGAAAGGUGAAGAGACACGUUAUUUUCUGAUUAAUUAAUUUCCUGAUUAA